GCGUGGGACUUUUAUUAAACGGACAAUACAUCCGGAUUACUUGGGAAUCCCAAGGUUGCGGGUUCGACCCCCGCCUGAGGCGUUUAAUCUUUUGCCAAUGUUUUUUUGUUUCGUAUAUAGUGUUUAUUUGUUCAAUGUUCUUCUAUUUUUGUGUUGCUGUCGUUACAUCUUUGAGGUGAAUGACAGUUUGCACCCAUGGCAGGCAGGUACGAGUUGCAGUUACCGGAUAUAUCCCAGAUUGGAUCCGUAAUUGCCUACCGAGCUCCCGCAAUGCCCCGAUAGGUACCCGAGUACUUAAAAGAUCCGUCAUAUUUUAUCGCAUCACCGAUCUACACUACACUACUGCAUAUCAAUGCAACUCUAGCCAACGACAUCUCGGACAUGAUCUAUAGGAAUCUACCAAUCAGACGCCUAGUUGCUCUGGCUUCUAGAUCUAAAACAUUAGAUACGUGCGCUGUGUUGACCGGAAUACCAAAAAGAUGCCUGCACGGCACGGCUUCCCUCCGUACAGAUGGAGUAUUUCGCGGCCUCACAGAUGACCGUCUACCAACGCCGUGGAUAGAGGCGUGGAGGCUGCAGCAAGAAGGGAAAAACGUAGCCGCCGACGAGGUUCAACCGCAGGAACGCGACCUUACUCCGAAAAAGAUGAGCGAUAGUUAUCAUCGAGUCGUACUUCCUCUUGGCCGCGAUCCUUGGCUUAGCGACACCUACAUUAACUCAUCUGGUCACAUAAGGUUAGGCACGAUAUUCAUGGAUCUUGACGCCCUGUCGGGUAUCAUCGUCUAUAAACAUACCGGGCCGGGCGUAGCUGUUGUUACCGCUGCGCUGGACAGAAUUACCAUCGCCCACCCGCUGACUGAGAUAUGUGACCUCGAGUAUAGCGGGCAAGUAACCUACGCGUCGGGGCGGAGUAGCGUGGAAAUUACUUGCAAGGUCGCCAGAGCCAGAGACGAAGGCGAACCUAGUAAACCGGAGGAUGUAUUGCUAACAUGCACCUUUACCAUGGUAGCCCUAGAUCCCAAAACCAAGAAACCGGUCAAUAUACCACGUCUAGAGUGCUCGACCCCCGAGGAAGAACAUAUCUUCAAAGCCGGGGAGGCUAAAGCCCUAGCGACCAAGCAAAAGCUUAAGACGUCACUACUCGAGACGGAGCCCAACGACCCAGAGUCAGCUCUGAUCCACAAGAUCUGGCUCCGACAACUAGCGUACCACGACCCGAACAACCACCUCCGGCAGCCGGGCAACGUGCUCGCCAUGUCCAAGACGCAGCUCUCGACGGCGUCCAUCAUGCAGCCGCAGUACCGCAACCGGCACCAGACCAUGAUCUUCGGCGGCUUCCACCUGAAGCAGACGUUCGAGCUGGCGUUCUGCUGCGCGGCGAGUUUCGCGCACGCCCGCCCCACGUUCAUCAGCGCCGAUCCGUGUACUUUCCGGAACCCGGUUCCGGUCGGUAGUGUCUUGUACUUGACUGCGACGAUCGUGUAUACGGACCCGCCGUUGCUGGAAGAGGAUGGCAGCGAGCCCCGGCAGAAUGACCCGGAGAACCCGGUUACGCGGCUGCAUGUUAGGGUGGAUAGUAAGGUGAGAGAUGUCGAGCAUGGGAACGCGAGGCCGACGGGCCAGUUUAAUUACACCUUCUCAGUCCCCAAGGACGUCAAGGUUCUACCACACACGUACGAAGAGUAUAUGAUGUACAUCGACGCGAGGAGAAGAGUACAGCUCGCAGAUGUGCAGGAUCGCCAGGAGCAUGCAGACUCGAAAAUUCAACAGCUACAAUCAGCUGACAAUGUCAACCUCACGGAGUAAGCCUGAUUACGUCGAGUUCAAAAUUCUGUUCUCCAGCAUGCCGGGUUGGACUUUUCGAGGGCGCUAUUAGAAGUAAAUAUUAUCUUAUGUAAAUGUCGAUUAUUCUAGAUUUAGAUGGGGGAUUUAGGCGGAUGGGGUAUAUAGACUGGCCCGCCCGUAUACAAACACGCCCUCAAGCGAGCAAAUAGUUUACAUUACUCGUAAAAGUUUAUAGAAUUUACUGCUAUACUUGUUUA
This is a messenger RNA of Daldinia loculata, 2042 nucleotides long. Its product is annotated as Thioesterase/thiol ester dehydrase-isomerase. The coding region runs from base 382 to 1806 and encodes 474 amino acids. Gene Ontology annotation, biological process: acyl-CoA metabolic process. The record is from RefSeq and is a predicted model, not a curated record. Gene Ontology annotation, cellular component: mitochondrion. Gene Ontology annotation, molecular function: fatty acyl-CoA hydrolase activity. The transcript has 3 exons. NCBI's taxonomy places the organism in Eukaryota, Fungi, Ascomycota, Sordariomycetes, Xylariales, Hypoxylaceae.